Messenger RNA from Populus trichocarpa (black cottonwood), 1689 nucleotides. Its product is annotated as acetyl-CoA-benzylalcohol acetyltransferase. The record is from RefSeq and is a predicted model, not a curated record. Lineage: Eukaryota; Viridiplantae; Streptophyta; Magnoliopsida; Malpighiales; Salicaceae. The transcript has a single exon. Bases 156 to 1457 code for a protein of 433 amino acids.
AAACAAAUAAUCUAAGAGAUUAGGUUGACCACUUCAUCAAACUUUCAAGUUCCUACUCAGCUUUCAUGAUUCAAAACCCACCUACCAUCUCAGUACGUAGCUAUUAAAAGGGGGAAAGGCAAUGAUCGAGGCGAAAUAUAUAUAGCAAGCUGGCAAUGGAGGUUCAGCUCAUAUCUAGAAAGCUAAUAAAACCAUCAGUUCAAACUCCUCCUCACCUUCAGAAUCUGAACAUAUCAUUUCUCGAUCAGCUUGCUCCUUCACUGAAUGUACCCAAUAUUUUCUACUAUACUAACAACCACCAUGUCAAUAACAUCGAAGAUCUAGAGAAAUCUUUGUCCGAAAUAUUAACCCUCUUUUACCCUCUAGCAGGAAGAUACAUCGAAGAUAAUCUCUCAGUUGAUUGUAAUGAUGAAGGGGUGGAGUUCCUGGAAGCCAAAGUUGAUGGGGUGGACCUCACACAAAUUAUCCAACAAGACCCCAAUAGCAAUCUUGAUCUGCUGGAUCAUUUUGUUCCUUGUGUAACUGAAUCAGACACUAGUCGUUUAUUAGCCAUCCAAAUUAACAAGUUUAAGUGUGGAGGUUUAGCGAUCGGCUUGCUCACUUCGCACAGGAUAGCUGAUAUACCAACAAUCUCCACAUUCAUCAAUGCAUGGGCUACAACAUUCCGAGAACGUGGGAUAAGUGAUCAAGUUCGUCGUCCAAGAUUUGAUUGCCCAUUUCUCUUCCCACAAAGAGAUUUACGUCUCAAUUUUCGACCAGCACCAAAAGUUCAACCUAAGAUUGUCACAAAAGUAUUUGUGUUUAACAAGGAAGCCAUAGACAAGCUGAAAUCUAAAAUUGGUGGUGGCACCGAUUCAGGAGUCAAGUACCAUCAUUCGCGCUUGGAGGUGGUCACAGCACUUAUAUGGAAGGCUCUCAUUGGUUCAGUUAAAGCACAGCACGGACAGCUGAGAGCAUCUUCAGUGCGCCAGAUAAUGACGUUGAGAGGAAAGGUGAGUAUGCCUUUACCAGAAAAUGCUUGUGGGAACAUGUAUAUGCCUUUCAUUUCUAGAUUCAAUGCAAAUGGUGAGAGCAAUAGGUUAGAGUUAAGUGACAUUGCGAGUCUGCUGAGGGAUGCUAAGAGGAAAGCCAUUUCAGAUUGCGCAAAUGCAGUAAACAGCGACGAUGUGUUUUCAAUGGUAACUAAGUACCAUAAAGAGUUGUUUGAAGAAUUGAACAAGGGGGAAGUAGAUUCAUUCAAGUUCUCAAGCUGGUGUAGGCUGGGUAUGGAGGAAGCAAACUUUGGCUGGGGAAAGCCUGCAUGGAUGAGUGCAAUGAAUUUUCCUAUAGAUGUUAGUAUUCUGAAGGACGACAAAUUUGGAGAUGGAAUUGAGGCAUGGAUGACCUUAAAGGAAAUUGAUAUGCUUCACUUCCAACAAGAUCCGGACAUCUUGGCCUUGCCUUCCUCACCAGAGUAGAUGGCUUCACUAAACAAGCACACGAUCGAGCCUGAUCUGGUCAGUUUAUAUUGCUGGAAGGAGUUGUCUUCACCAUGAUCAUAUCUGUUCUACUUUCUAUAUAUAGAAGAAAAUAAACACUUAUCGGUUACCAAUCUCAUCUUGUCCUGCUAUAGUGUUUCAGGACGGACCUUGUACUUUUUUUUUAAAAUUGGUGUGCGAAAUAUAUACGAAUUAAAAUUGUGUUUAUGGA